AUGUCUCAAACGCCAGCCCAAGAGCAACAGUCAUCGCCGCGCAAGGCGUCGGCCCCUUCUUCGCCUGCCAAACUUGCACCUUCUGAUAUCAGGUCGGGUACGGACGAUCCUCUGAGCCAGUCUCCGUCAACAGACCCCAAUCUUCUAUCCACCCGUCCUGCUCCUAGAUCCCCAGCCUCCUCCCGCCCUUCAUCGGCCGUCUUUUCUCGAUCUUCAUCGGCGCCCCCUUCUCGCAACUCUUCACCUGCCGGCGCGGGAAGGACUCGUAGUGGAUCUUCGGCUUCGAAUGCGUCCCGAACCAAGCGGGCGUCCAGCAUCAAGCGAAAGAGUUUGCUGGCCAAUGUGACUCUCCCGGACGACGGGCUGUCUGGCAGGGAUGAGAGCGAGGGCGUGCCUACCACUAUACCGGAGCAUGAUCAGGUGCAGGCUGAUGGUACGGGAGCGCAUCUCGCCCCAGAUUCUUCUGAGCAUUUGGGAGAGAAGGCGGAUGACGAGAAGCCCGUCAAGGCUCAACAAUCGCCCAAAACGCCGGUCCUUCCUUACAUCGUGCGCGACUAUGCGUACAACGUGUCCGAUGAUCGACACCGGGGCAUACAUGAAGAAGAGGUUUGGGGCAGCCCUCACGAGCAGGACACUGCUUGGGGGCAGGCUCGCGCCGCUCCUGAAGACGAAGAUGAAGAUACUCAGCACGCAGGGGGAUGGGGAAGCUUUGGAGGCUUCCUCGGCUGGAGACGACGCUUCAGCAGUGGUCAGGAGGGCGAUGAUCAGCAGGAAGAGGCAGACGAGGUAGAGACCGUGGACGUCGGGGCCGGGCAAAUCCCUGGCGAAGAGUACUAUACGACACCGCCUCUGUCCGAAGCCGACCUGGGAUACUCAUACAACGUGCUGCCUCCCCUCGACCCAUCCGUUGAACCGACUGGUCUGCAUCGCGUCGCCUACACCUUUGAUGGGAUGGGCGCCAGCGAGAUGUCUGUUGACGAAGGAGAUCUGCUGUAUCUUUCAGGACGAGGCAACGGCAACCCUGGAUGGGUCAUUGCGAGGAGGAUGCAUGUAGAGCUUGGCAAGGUUGAAAAGGGCGACGCGGUGGGCUUGGUGCCCGAGUCGUAUCUGGAGCGGGUUGAAGUGUACGAUGUGGAAGAGUAG
Molecule: messenger RNA, 1143 nt
Organism: Cryptococcus wingfieldii CBS 7118
Lineage: Eukaryota; Fungi; Basidiomycota; Tremellomycetes; Tremellales; Cryptococcaceae
Exons: 2
Coding region: 1-1143 (380 amino acids)
Molecular function (GO): protein binding
Source: RefSeq, a predicted model, not a curated record